Durotheca rogersii is the source of this 603-nucleotide messenger RNA. RefSeq lists its product as uncharacterized. The coding region runs from base 167 to 508 and encodes 113 amino acids. The record is from RefSeq and is a predicted model, not a curated record. The transcript has a single exon. NCBI's taxonomy places the organism in Eukaryota, Fungi, Ascomycota, Sordariomycetes, Xylariales, Xylariaceae.
CAGCAAGGCCCCCUCGACUUCGCAGCCAAUGACUACGGACUAGUAGUAGCCUCUAACUCUUCCAAUCUUUUGCAGAAGGCCGACGUUAAGCUAGAAAAUACUAAUCUAGUGGAUAUUACGCAUGUCUAGCUACGAGGUCUAAAGAAUGGGGAAGUAAAGGCUUAAUAUGAAGGCCGGAUUUAGUGCAGCUCCAUCUAUCUUCCGCAAGAGAGCUAAGCUACAAGGGGAAUUUCUGAGGUUUACCACGAGCACCGAGUCUGCCGGGACGCUAACGAAAGUCAUAGAGAAUGCCGAGGGGACCAGUGUGGAUUCGCUUGCUGGCAAGGCGUGGACAGAGAGGUGGCCGAAUCUUCGAAGGCAAACUCAUUAUCAGAGCCGACGAUAUCAACUCCGUGAGGUUUACGACAGAGCUACCCGCUCAGUAAGUAAUAUAAAGUCGAGAACCGAAGCUUUCUAUUAUCUCCCCCUAGAUUGCGAAUUUCAAGAUUCACCCAAGUAUUCUUCGUAAACAUUCACGAACAGCACUAUGUCCCGGAAACUGCGAACAACAGUCAGAUAUGACACGAGGUAGACGGCAGUUUAGCAAUUAACGGCAGCGGCCCU